Molecule: messenger RNA, 408 nt
Organism: Octopus sinensis (East Asian common octopus)
Lineage: Eukaryota; Metazoa; Mollusca; Cephalopoda; Octopoda; Octopodidae
Product: histone-lysine N-methyltransferase SETMAR-like
Exons: 1
Coding region: 1-408 (135 amino acids)
Molecular function (GO): nucleic acid binding
Source: RefSeq, a predicted model, not a curated record
AUGGAACAUGAGAGGUAUCAUCCAUUACAGCCACUGGAACAUAGAAGAACCAUCAAUGCAGAUGUCUAUUAUCAACAACUUGAUUGUGUAAAUGAAAAAUUAUGUCAAAAGCCAGCUUUAGUAAUCAGAAAAGGUGUCAUUCUUCAACAUGACAAUGGAUGGCAACAUUCUUCAAAACAAACCCAAGAAAAAAUAAGAUUGUUAGAAAGGAAAGUUCUUUCACAUCCUUCAUACGCAUCUGACUUGGCCCCUAUGGAUUUCCAUUUGUUCCGAUCACUAAAACAUGAUAUAAGAGGCAAAAGAUCAGAGAGGAAGUUGAAAAUGGCCAUUCAGACAUUUGGACAUAAAAGGUUACUUUCCCAUUGGGCGGCAGUUGACAAAAACAAUGGUGAUUACAUUCUUGAUUAG